AACAAAACAUAAAAAGUUUGACAACCGCAGUUGCUUUAUUGUUUAUUUACUAGAAAAAUAGGUUAGACUGAUCAGCUGGGCGAUCGAAUUGCUAGCAGUGUCUUAGAGCUCUAUGCCUGAACAGUCUCAAAACUAAAUUAAUAAAAUGGAAUCACGAGGAGAGACUUCUGAACUGCAGCAGUUGGUUUCAAGUGAUGUGGAAAACGAUGACAGCACAAUUCAAGAAGAUCCCACAGAUACAACAGAGUGCAAAGUCAUAUCGCCCAUUAGAAGUGCCAAAUUUUCCUCGUCUGGAAAUACUAGCCAUAGUUCAAUAACAAGAUCCCAUGGCAAGGGGGGCCAUACAGCUCCUGCUUUUGGCAGUUCCAAAAUAGCUUUCAUCAAUGAAAAAAAAUCAUCCAGGGAACCUGUAAAACCUACAGCCGGAAGACCUAGAAAUCCUCACAAAGCAUGUGUAGAACCGCCUAAAACAGAUAUCCACCACCAUUCUUUUCUAUCGCAAGUUCCCGAUGUGCGCCACAUGGAAAGAGCCUUAUUGGGAUUACUGGCCGAUUUUCAUUCUGGAAAAUUGAGGGCAUUUGGAGGAGGCUGUACAAUGGAACAAAUGACUAAUAUUCGAGAACAACAAGAGAGACUAGCAAAGCUUCAUUUUGAUUUAGGGGGAGCUGCAACCGUGCCCUCUUUAACAGAUGAGAGUUUGAAAAAGUCGCAAAAUACCAUGAGUCAAUUAAUUCAAAGACUUGAACAGCUUAGUGUGUCUAUUGAAGCGCUACAUAGUAAUUCUAAUAAAUAAAACAUUGUAUUUUUAAGUUGGGAUAAGUGAUUAUUAAAACUAUCAAGUUGGAUGGUGAUAAGCAGAAAAUAAUAUACAUUCAGUUGUAAAA
Dendroctonus ponderosae (mountain pine beetle) is the source of this 884-nucleotide messenger RNA. Its product is annotated as coiled-coil domain-containing protein 28A. The transcript has 3 exons. The record is from RefSeq and is a predicted model, not a curated record. Bases 146 to 793 code for a protein of 215 amino acids. Lineage: Eukaryota; Metazoa; Arthropoda; Insecta; Coleoptera; Curculionidae.